AUGGUCAAUAGUCCGCACUUUUUGGGCUAUUCAAGGCUUGGUGCAGAAAUCACGGCUUUGAAACCUGAUCAUCGCGAACAAUUCGAUUUCGCAACCGAGCUCCCUGCGCCUGGUCCAAAGGAGCCUUUGUAUAGGAAUGUGGUUGGUCCUAACCAGUGGCCAGAUGAAACGGCAAUUCCCGGAUUUCGUGAAUCAGUCGACAAAUAUCUGUCGGAAGUGAGCAGCCUAGCAGAGUUGUUCCCAGGGUUUAUUGCAGAGGCAUUAGACCUCCCAUCAACUACAUUCAAUCAGGUCUUUGACACCCCGCAACAACACAAAUUGAAGUUGAUCAAAUACCCUCCCCCGCCUGGAGCUAGCAACAAGGAGUCCGGAUUUCAAGGUGUCGGUCCUCAUAAAGAUUCUGGAUUCCUCACAUUCCUUUUGCAGGGUACAUCCCACUAUGGUCUGGAGGUCCAAAAUAAGACUGGGACAUGGAUUCCUGCACCGCCACUCCCGGGAACAUUGGUUAUUAACAUUGGUCGCUCCUUGGAGGCUCUGACUGGGGGGAUUUGCACGGCGACCACUCACCGCGUAAGCUUACGGCCGGAGAACUUCCAAAGCAGUAUCGGCCCUUUGGGACCUAGGUUUUCCUUCCCGGUUUUCCAGGGAGUGAGUCUCGAUCUUUCUGCCGAUAAGAUAUCUUUAAAAAUCCCAGCUCAUAUCUGUACCUUGGUGAAGAAUGACAAGGUCAAAUCAGAUGCAGAGGGCACUUUUAACGAGAUAUUCCGUGGAAGCAUUGGCGAAGGCACCUUUAUUGCUCGAGUCACAAGUCAUCAAGAUGUUGGACAGCGAUGGUAUCCGGAAGUCUUAGCGAAAGCAUUAAAGGGCCAGAAGGAUUUUCUUACCUGA
Penicillium vulpinum is the source of this 888-nucleotide messenger RNA. RefSeq lists its product as uncharacterized. Lineage: Eukaryota; Fungi; Ascomycota; Eurotiomycetes; Eurotiales; Aspergillaceae. The transcript has 3 exons. Bases 1 to 888 code for a protein of 295 amino acids. The record is from RefSeq and is a predicted model, not a curated record.